Lachancea dasiensis is the source of this 2100-nucleotide messenger RNA. Lineage: Eukaryota; Fungi; Ascomycota; Saccharomycetes; Saccharomycetales; Saccharomycetaceae. The record is from the annotation of a GenBank genome assembly.
AUGUCACACGCAAGGUCACAUCCAGAAUCUGUGGAAGAAGCAGUAUUCAAGUACGUUGGCGUCGACCUGCAGGGCGGGAAGCAUAAUGAUGACGCCGACAGCGUAAGCGAGUUUGGACGUAGGCUUCAGAAAGAUCAACACCAUCACCAGCAUCACCAGCAUAAUGAAGUAUACCAUGGUGCUCAGGACCAUGGCCACGUAGGUAUGCCGAUGGGCGUGGCCAAAAAAAACCACCAUCAGCGCUUUGACCAAUUAUUGGCGAAUGACGCGCUUUCCAAGAAUGUCAGAAUGUCCAACAGUAGCUCUACCGGUUCAGCAAGCUCCCGGCAUUCACCUGGCCCAGGUACCACGGGGCCAGCCACCGCUGCAGACGUGGAAUGGUUUCUGCGACACGAAUUGGGUCCUGAAUCCGCCACGUCACCGGAGCUAGACGUACGAGGUUCGAGGGAGCCGCAGUCUGUAGCUGCUGCCGCGGUAGCCGCAGCUUUCGGUUCAGCUCAGGACGAGGAUAGUAGCGGUGGAAACAAAAUUCAUGGCGGUGCUACUGGCCUGAAAAAUCACCAGGUAUCUCCGGGUGGUAGAGUUAAUGUCGGGAAAAGUGCUUCAGGACGUCACAAGAGACACAAAGCGUCUGCCGGGUCGUCGAGGCAUAACCAAUUGCCUAAGUUACCGCAUCUGGGUGCCGUUGAUCCCGAGCUGGCCUCUUUAGAUGAUCCUGAAGAUGUAACAGAACAUGAGCAGUUGGUAAGAAAAGCUAUUCUUGAUGCUGAUUCGAUUGCACACCAUCCCGACUUCCAGCACUAUCUGAACACUGAUGAUGAUACCGACGACAGAGCUCGUUUGUCGUCAGUCUUGCACCACAAAAGUACACACGACCAUGGCCGCAAGAUUGAAGUUCUGCCGAAAGUCUCUGGCACUGAUAGCAGUCUUAUUUCACGCUCGGAUUCCGAAAAUGGUCCUGGUUCCCUUUUGAGGGGCCAAUCAAGAUCUGAUUUGCAUGGCAAUGCUGUCGCAGAGGGUGCUAGUCUGCAUACGGGAAGCAGCCACUCAAUAUCUAGAACCCUCUCGGGUGCAGGUGCGGGAAACGGCUCCGAUGAUCAAGAUAUCUCGCACCUGAUUCAAGAUGCUGCUGCAAAGGCAUCUAACUUCAUCAGUCCACAAAGCCAAUCUACGGGUAAAUCAUUUGAUGCCGCGGAGGAACAAGCGUUGGAACAUUUUAUAGGGGAAUACCAAGCCAUCAAGAGCUUAUCUCGCCGACAAAUAUGUGAACGAAUUUGGUCCAAUGAACGUCGCAAGGACGAUUUCUGGACAAACAUUUGUAAAGUGCUGCCUUACAGAACGCGAUCUUCGAUUUACAAACAUGUCCGUCGCAAGUACCACAUUUUCGAGCAACGUGGCAAGUGGACACCAGAAGAAGAACAAGAGCUGGCCACUUUAUGUAUUGAAAAAGAGGGACAGUGGUCAGAGAUUGGUAAGAUUCUGGGUAGAAUGCCAGAGGACUGUAGAGACAGGUGGAGAAAUUAUGUCAAGUGUGGAACUAAUAGGGCUUCUAACAAAUGGUCUGCUCAGGAAGAAGAGCAGCUCAAACAGGUGAUUUCUGAGCUUUUGGACUCGACAGGCUAUCCUAAUGACCAAAUCUUUGACACAGUCGACGAGACUCAAUUAGAUGCUAAAGGCGACAAAGUCUCCAAAAAAAGAGACACUAACUCGCGGGAAGCCAUAAAUUGGACGGUUGUGAGCGAGCGGAUGGGCGGAGCUCGAUCGCGAAUCCAGUGUAGAUACAAAUGGAACAAACUUCUGAAGAAGCAAGCCAUGAGCAAGAUCAAGAACAUCAGUGAAGAAGACAAGAUGUGGAUUCUAGAGAAGCUAAGGGACAUGGGAUUCACGGAGGACUCGCAAGUGGAUUGGGAUGAACUCGCGACAUUGAUGCCGGGGAGACAGUGGUCUGGGACCGAAUUGAAACUUUGUUACGAGAAACUGAGAACCGGUGUCAGAUACCAUAAAGAUCGAACCAUCAACCAGAUUUGCAAGGAGUUAAUUGGAACUAGAGAUGAGGGUUUACCCUUAGAUACUGGUAAUCUGUUAGGAGCGAAGCGUUAG